GUUGACGCUUACUCUAUCUAUUCUCUAUCGUCCUCCGUCAGUUUCUUUUGAUGGUGCGGAGACUUCUUAGCGACUUCAAUGCAAAAGAAGAACACAAAGAUUAUUAAAAAAAAAUAAUAACAAUUCCCCCAUCAAAACCCAUUUUCAAAGUUUUCUUUUUCAUUUGCAUGCUUUUACCCGAUUGGGAAGUUUCUUAUUUUUUUUUUCCUCUUCACGCAUUCUCAUAAACUGCUUUACGGUUCGGUUGAUUGAAUCUUUAGAGUUCCAAUUCUCAAUUGAUGGCCGCUUUCGCGAAUUAUCUCCGGUUGGCACGGCUUGGUGGUACGAGUUCAGGUGUAAAUCUGUCUACUUUCAGAUCAAUCACUUCUCCAAGUCCAAACCCGACAUUUGUUGACAGGAACCUGUUCGAUCACCAACACGACAUUCGUUCAUCAUCUUCUCUGUUCAGACAACCCCACGCCAGAUUCAUUUCUCAACUUGUCAAAACCGCCAAUGGCAAACGUUUGCAUCUCGUCGACACACUCGCCUUGGUUAGGAGCUUAGAAGCACAAGGACUGCCUUCAAAGCAAGCAGAGGCAAUAACUGGUGCUAUAACUGAAGUUUUGAAUGAUAGCUUAGGAGUUGUUUCUCAGUUGGUUGUUUGCAAGGGUGAGAUGCAGAAAGCUGAAAUGACUCAGGAAUCAAACUUAUCCAAGUUCAAAAGUGAAAUUAACAGCUCACUGGACCACCAUUUCUCUUUGCUGCAACACGAGAAUGAGAAACUCCGCAAUGACAUUGAGCGAAUCCGCACUGAUAUAAGGCAUGAAAUAGAUAAAGUCACAGCAGGACAACGGUUGGACUUGAAUCUUGAAAAAGGGAGGAUAAGAGAUGAGCUAACGGAUCAAAAUGCUGAAACCUCUAACCUUACAAACAAGCUUGAUCGUGAGAUCCACACUUUGAGAGCGCAACUGGAAGCGGCCAAGUACGAGGUGAUCAAGUAUUGUAUCGGAACACUUGUCUCCAUCUCAGCCGUUGGUCUUGCCGUCCUCCGGAUCGUCAUGUAAUGUAAACUCAUUGACCAACUCCAUCAUCUUUGCUGUUUUUUUUUCAAGUCUGGGAUGAAAUAUUGGUCUGCUCUCUCCAUCUUGUGAAUUAUUCCUAUGUUUAAUGUAAUUUCAUGUCCUUAUUACAAUAUAUGACAAAAGAAAUAAAAGUAUAACCAAUCUAUGAGAUUUACGAUCAACGUAUAUAUGCU
This is a messenger RNA of Eruca vesicaria subsp. sativa (arugula), 1234 nucleotides long. Lineage: Eukaryota; Viridiplantae; Streptophyta; Magnoliopsida; Brassicales; Brassicaceae. The record is from the annotation of a GenBank genome assembly.